AAUGGUCUCUGGACACCUCCUAAAAACCCUAGCUGACUCAUCUUUCGGGCAUUAGCUUCUUCAGCAGUCGAAGGUCCCGAGCCGCUUCGCCACUCCCUGCAACAAUGGGUAUCGAUUUGAAGGCCGGAGGUAAGAGCAAGAAGACGAAGCGCACUGCGCCUAAGUCUGACGAUGUCUAUCUCAAGCUCCUCGUCAAGCUGUAUCGGUUUCUAGUGAGGAGAACCGGAAGCAAGUUCAAUGCUGUGAUUCUGAAGCGCUUGUUCAUGAGUAAAGUGAACAAGCCGCCAUUGUCUCUCUCACGUUUGAUCCGGUACAUGGAGGGAAAGGAGGACAAUAUUGGCGUUAUCGUUGGCACUGUUACAGAUGAUGCUAGAGUGUAUGAAGUCCCAGCUCUUAAGAUCACUGCAUUGAGAUUCACGGAGAGGGCGAGAGCCAGGAUCGAGAAGGCUGGUGGGGAGUGCCUCACAUUUGAUCAGCUGGCUCUUCGCGCCCCUCUUGGCCAGAACACGGUUCUACUGAGAGGCCCGAAGAAUGCACGUGAAGCCGUGAAGCACUUUGGACCUGCUCCUGGUGUUCCUCACAGCCACACCAAACCCUACGUUCGUUCAAAGGGCAGAAAGUUUGAGAGAGCUCGAGGUAGGAGAAAGAGCCGAGGUUUCAAGGUUUAAGAUAUUACCAAAUCUAGCAAAGCCAUUAGCACAGUGGCAAAACCAUCCCCCGUACACAAAUAGCUCCCAGCUCCUUUACGGUGCGUUUAUUUUGCAAGUUUAUGACUUCUGGAGCGUUGUUGGAUUACAUGACAUGCUCUUAUCUUAUAUAUUGGUAUUAAGUUGGAACCUUUUGUUUCUUGAUCAUGGAUGGUUUGAAUGAAAUCAGAGUCUAAGGACAAAACACA
Tarenaya hassleriana is the source of this 895-nucleotide messenger RNA. RefSeq names its product 60S ribosomal protein L18-2-like. Gene Ontology annotation, biological process: translation. The record is from RefSeq and is a predicted model, not a curated record. The transcript has 5 exons. Lineage: Eukaryota; Viridiplantae; Streptophyta; Magnoliopsida; Brassicales; Cleomaceae. Gene Ontology annotation, cellular component: cytosolic large ribosomal subunit; ribosome. Bases 105 to 668 code for a protein of 187 amino acids. Gene Ontology annotation, molecular function: structural constituent of ribosome; RNA binding.